Molecule: messenger RNA, 363 nt
Organism: Protopolystoma xenopodis
Lineage: Eukaryota; Metazoa; Platyhelminthes; Monogenea; Polystomatidea; Polystomatidae
Source: the annotation of a GenBank genome assembly
AUGAAUCACGGUUUCUCUGUCCAUCAGACCUUUGUUAAGAGGGAGCCAGCGACUCAAAGCCGCCAACAUGGACACCAGACCGUAGUCGGACAAUCUCAGGCCACCGUAGGCGCUUUUCCUGUGCAUGGACUGCCCAACAAUUCACACGAAUUGCAUCCUCGGAACCAAUUACAGCAUCAUUACACUGGCUCUCAUCAUCAGGCGCAUAUGGUAGCAAGGCCAAUAGCUCAUGAAGAAUCACAAAUUCUUAAUGAUGGACUAACCCUCAUAAAGGGAAAAGAAGAUUCUGCCGUUCUUACUCGUCGCCCAGAGCGUAACGGAUUUUCAGGUCUGACAGUUUACAAUCUAACCAUUCAUUUAUAA